Messenger RNA from Trachymyrmex septentrionalis, 728 nucleotides. RefSeq lists its product as uncharacterized. Lineage: Eukaryota; Metazoa; Arthropoda; Insecta; Hymenoptera; Formicidae. The record is from RefSeq and is a predicted model, not a curated record. The transcript has 2 exons. Bases 137 to 466 code for a protein of 109 amino acids.
ACAAAAUUUUCUGGUUAAAUCUAUUAAAAUUCUAGUUGAAAUAAUCAACAUUUAAUAGAAAUCUGGUGUUUAGAUUUAAUCAGAAUUCUGGAUCGUUCAUUUUUCACCAGAAUUCCAGAUAAUUCAUCGACGAAACAUGUUUUUCCGUGUCUUGAAUGCAGCCGCGCGACAACGCGACAAUCGAGAUAUCGCUGCGCCUUUUAGUAACGCGUACGUCCAGUCGUCCGUCCGUCCGUCAGUCAGUCAGUCAGCCGAACGAUCGCAUUCGCGGUGCUUUACACUCGUUCCGAAAAGGAAGUCGCCAGGAUGUUCCAAACUAACGUCCCGUUAUGCAGUAUUCUUGUCAUCGUUUGUAAAAGUAAACGCCGUCUCCGACAUAACGUUAACGGCAGGGAAAACACAUGACGCCUGUCAACAACGACGAUUAGCUAGUACCGAACAGCCUUGGAUAAUUCUUGCGCCUUGAACGUACGAAACAAUCUGCAGGAUAACGUUAUCUCAGCUAUAUCAUGAGAGGUACCAGAUACAAUUUUAAUUCGUGCGAGAGGAGAAAUGGCGCCGAACAUUCCGCCGGAAGUUUUUCCACCAAGAAUUCCCAGUAUAUUCCCGGGACGAUGCGUGCUCGCGAUGGCGAUUCGGUCGGUCGGUCCCUGACGAUCCCUAAGUGAAAUAUCAUCGGCAAUCAUUCACGCGAGAUCCUUAUCGCACGGCUAACGUGAUCCCUAACC